Messenger RNA from Marasmius oreades (fairy-ring Marasmius), 1971 nucleotides. RefSeq lists its product as uncharacterized. NCBI's taxonomy places the organism in Eukaryota, Fungi, Basidiomycota, Agaricomycetes, Agaricales, Marasmiaceae. The coding region runs from base 187 to 1725 and encodes 512 amino acids. The transcript has 14 exons. The record is from RefSeq and is a predicted model, not a curated record. Gene Ontology annotation, molecular function: oxidoreductase activity, acting on paired donors, with incorporation or reduction of molecular oxygen; monooxygenase activity; heme binding.
UGUCAAGGACCUUCCUCGUAUUACGCCACUUCAGGGACCAUGCCGUGUAAUCUAUCUAUCUCCAGCUCCAGCGACGUUUGCUGGUUAAUACAGACCUGGAACAGAACAUGUGCCAGUGUUUUGGAGUAUAAGUAGGUACUAGCUGCGAAGUUCCCGAUAUCCUGCUCCCCAGCCUCUCGAACUCGGAUGGAUCUCCUGAAGUCAUUCUUGAUACUCUUCAUCUCGGUUUUUACCCUUCGCCUCCUCGUAAAGCGUCAUCGUCGCUGGUUGCACCUACCUCCUGGACCAAAGGGCUUGCCUAUCGUCGGAAAUAUCGUUGAAACACGAGCAAUUGCGAACAGCAAUGAGCCACCGUGGGUUACGUAUUCCAAGUGGUCGGACAUCUAUGGCGACAUAUUCACUUUCCAAGUCCUUGGCUCCCGCACGGUCAUUCUUAACUCAUACAAAGCAAUUAUGGAGCUUCUGGAGCGCAGAUCCUACAAUUACUCUGACAGACCUUCUCUGUCAAUGCUCAACGAUUUACUCAGGUGGAAGUGGCUGAUUACUUUUAUGCGAUACUCUGACUGGUGGAGAUUGCACCGGAAGACUGUUCACCAAUCUUUCAACCAUUCUCAAGUUCUACCAGAAUACUACGACAUUCAGAAGGAAAGAACCUCCUUAUUGAUACGGAAGCUAGCCACGUCGCCGAAAAAUUUCUUCGAACAUGUCAGGGCGCAUUCUGGAGAAACGAUCCUUGAAAUUGUGUACGGUUAUCGCACUCAAGAAGAUAUCGAUCUGUACGUUCAGCUGGUCGACGAGGCGAUGCAGGGAAUGAAUGCAUCAGGUGUCGGAAUAUAUCUGGUCGACUAUUUCCCGAUACUAAAACACGUACCCGCCUGGUUUCCGGGUGCAAGAUUCAAAACCGAAGCUGAAGUGUGGGCUCGAAAUGCAGAUCGACUAGUCAACCUUCCAUGGGAACUCAUACAAAAACUCAUGGACGAAGGAAGCGCCGUGCCCUGCUUCUGCACACGAAACUUGGAGAAAUUCAGAAAAACAGCUACUUCAAACAACAAUCUGGCCACGGAUGAAUUCAUCAAGAACUGUGCUGCCACAUCUUUUCUUGGCGGUGCCGAGACUACCGUGUCGGCUGUUCUGUCUUUUAUUCUAGCGAUGGUGUUGAAUCCUCGAAUCCAAGCACGAGCACAAAAAGAACUCGAUGAAAUCACCGGUUCCGCCAGGCUACCGGAGUUCGCUGACCGUGAAAACUUGCCAUAUAUCCACGCCAUCCUUUUAGAGACAUUAAGAUGGAAUCCUGUCACGCCACUCGCUGUUCCUCAUCGUAGUGUGAAUGAUGACGUAUAUGAGGGAUAUCUCAUACCUGGGGGUUCAGCCAUCAUCGCUAAUGCCUGGGCCGUUUUACGCAACGAAUCUCUUUAUGGUCCCGACACAGCCAAUUUCAACCCAGACCGAUUCAUCAAACAGGACGGGAAAUCUCUUCCUCCCAAUCCCGAGUCCAUUGCAUUUGGGUUUGGUAGACGAAGCUGUCCUGGACGUCAAUUUGCCCUCAACACAGUCUGGUUGACGAUCACAUACCUCCUCGCGAGUUUUACGAUAGCUAAAGAAAUUGAUAACGAAGGCAAAGAAAUCAAUCCAGUGGUCGAAUACAUGGUUGGGCUUACCAGCCACCCUCGUCCUUUUAACUGCCGAUUCGUCCCAAGGCCAUCGGCUCCAUCGUUCAACCAAUGAGUUUAUGAAGAAGUCUGUAUUUCUCCCCCCUCACCUUCACGGAAUUCUGUCUUGUUAGUGCUACCGAAUUUCUCAUGCAAUAUCUAUGCAUGAAUAUCUACGAGUACAGUCCACACAAUUGCUAUAACUAAGGACUUAUGAUACUCUUCGAAAAUAUAACGUGACGGAACUAGGUUACUAGAAGCAGUGAAAACCUGUAACAGUACUUUCGCAAUCGCCCUCCGGGAUAAUGUCAGUUGAAAAGAG